Molecule: messenger RNA, 760 nt
Organism: Aegilops tauschii subsp. strangulata
Lineage: Eukaryota; Viridiplantae; Streptophyta; Magnoliopsida; Poales; Poaceae
Product: ethylene-responsive transcription factor 1B-like
Biological process (GO): regulation of DNA-templated transcription; ethylene-activated signaling pathway
Molecular function (GO): DNA-binding transcription factor activity; DNA binding
Source: RefSeq, a predicted model, not a curated record
AUGGAGCAGCAUUUCACCUUCACCUUCCAACCCGGAUCCUACUAUCACCACCACCCCCGCCACGACGCCGCAUCGUCGUCGGACUUCGACACGAGCGACAUGGACGACAUGACCUUCCUCGGCACCCUCUUGGAGUCCACGGAUCGUGCCUCCUGCUCUGACCCCUCUCUUUCUUCGAGCUCGUCCUCCUCCGACAUGACGGUCGUGGGCGUGGGGGCUGCCGCACCACAUGUGCCCGCCGGCAGCAGCUCGCCCAGGCGCCGCGCUCACCAAGCCCCCGCGGCGACGCCCAUUGCCAAGGACUUCAUCGGGGUGCGCACGCGCCCGUGGGGCAAGUUCGCGGCGGAGAUCCGGGACUCGACGCGGAACGGCGCCCGCGUGUGGCUCGGCACCUUCGGCAGCCCCGAGGCGGCCGCCAUGGCCUACGACCAGGCCGCCUUCUCCGCGCGCGGCGACGCCGCCGUGCUCAACUUCCCCGUCGAGCGCGUCCGGGAGUCGCUCCGCGCGCUCGCGCUCGGCGCCGUCGUGGGCUCGCCCGUGCUCGCGCUCAAGCGACGCCACCGCAUGCGCAGGCGGUCGCCCAACAAGAGGCCCGUGAAGCAGCAGCGCCGGGUUGCCGCCGUGAAGGAGGACGCGCGGCCGGCGAUGGCGGGCGUGGUGGUGCUGGAGGACCUGGGCGCCGAGUACCUGGAGGAGCUCCUCUGGGUGUCCGAGCCGCCCAUGGAUCAUUUCCAUACAACGGCGACGUCGUCGUUCUGAC